CAAAGCUAAGGUCAAGGUGUUGAAAGCCCUUCCCCUGGACUCCUCACCUGUCAAGUCCCCAUUCCAAGAUGUCUUUGGAGAAAAUGAAAGACCUCCAUCUGGAUGAAAAGCACCUGCAGCCAGAAACCAAAGAAGUGAAUGGGAUCCUGAUGUCCAAAAUGAUUAGUGAUAAUUGGGACAAAAUCUGGAAUUUCCAAGCAAAACCAGACGACCUCCUCAUUGCAACCUAUGCAAAGGCAGGCACCACCUGGACACAAGAGAUUGUGGACAUGAUCCAACAUGAUGGGGAUGUGCAAAAAUGCCAGCGUGCCAACACCUUUGACCGGCACCCUUUCAUCGAAUGGACUUUGCCUCCACCCCUCAACUCAGGUCUGGAUCUGGCCAACAAAAUGCCUUCACCUAGAACCCUGAAGACUCAUCUGCCUGUUCAGAUGUUGCCACCUUCCUUCUGGAAAGAAAACUCGAAGAUUAUCUACGUGGCUAGAAAUGCCAAGGACUGUCUGGUGUCCUACUACCAUUUCUCAAGAAUGAAUAAGAUGCUGCCUGACCCUGGCACAAUGGAAGAAUACAUUGAAACAUUCAAAGCUGGAAAAGUGCUCUGGGGCUCCUGGUAUGACCAUGUAAAGGGAUGGUGGGACAUGAAAGAUCAGCACCGCAUUCUCUACCUUUUCUAUGAAGACAUGAAGGAGGACCCAAAGAGGGAAAUAGAGAAGAUAGUGAAAUUCCUGGAAAAAGACAUAACAGAAGUAGUUCUAAACAAAAUCGUCUAUCACACCUCUUUUGAUGUAAUGAAGCAAAACCCAAUGGCCAACUAUACCACUCUCCCCACCAGCAUUAUGGACCACUCCAUCUCCCCUUUCAUGAGAAAAGGGAUGCCUGGGGACUGGAAGAACUAUUUUACUGUGGCCCAAAGUGAAGAUUUUGACAAGGACUACGAGAAGAAGAUGGCAGGGAGCACCAUGACUUUCCGCACAGAGAUCUGAGAGCAAAGCUGGGGGGCUGCUACAGAAUUUCUGACUAAAUGUUUUUAUCCAUUUGAACCUCAUGUUAAAGAAUAUUUAAUGCCUUUCUUCUAGUCCUGAGCUGGUGAACACUUCCUGUAGGUCCUGUGCUAUCUCAUCAAAAUGCAAUCAAACUUUGAACAGAACGUUUUCAUUUUCACCGUGUGAUUAUUCUUGUAGAAACCCAUGAAAUAAUCACAUAUUCACCUGCACUUAGGCAAAAUAAAUGGAGAUCCACCACUGGC
Nannospalax galili (Upper Galilee mountains blind mole rat) is the source of this 1246-nucleotide messenger RNA. RefSeq names its product sulfotransferase 1C1. The coding region runs from base 69 to 983 and encodes 304 amino acids. The record is from RefSeq and is a predicted model, not a curated record. Lineage: Eukaryota; Metazoa; Chordata; Mammalia; Rodentia; Spalacidae. Gene Ontology annotation, biological process: sulfation. Gene Ontology annotation, molecular function: sulfotransferase activity. Gene Ontology annotation, cellular component: cytoplasm. The transcript has 8 exons.